AUGACGAGUUCUGUCAGCACGAAUCCAUCGACCCUCUUGCCUCUCGAGCUCGUGGACAAGUGUAUCGGAUCGAGGAUUCACAUUAUCAUGAAGAAUGAUAAGGAAAUUGUGGGGACUCUCCUGGGGUUCGACGAUUUCGUGAAUAUGCUCCUGGAGGAUGUCACUGAGAGCGAGGCCACCCCGGAGGGCAGGCGGGUUACCAAACUCGAUCAGAUUCUCCUGAAUGGAAAUAACAUAACAAUGCUGGUGCCCGGUGGAGACAUGCCAGAUACGUAAAAAAUUCCCUUCAAAAUUCCAUAAUUUAAGGUUCAGAUAAUGAUGCAAGUGACGUGAUAAUAAGUCCAUUAUUAUUGUAUUGUAACAAAAUCGAGAACAUUGUCUUUUCUAAUUACAUUAUUUUUGAAGUAUUUAACAUGGCAUUCAGACGAUCAAUUGUUGCCCCUAGUGGGGGACGACAUUCAGGGGAUUGUGACCAUAACUCUCGGUAUAGACUCUUGUAGUUUCCACUGCACUCGUCGUCGAGACCCUCAUCAGAAGGGCGGGAGCCUUUCCCUGUGAGGUAAAGAAUCGUGUGGGGGUGAUAAGUGGAGAACGGAGAUUCUCGGGACAAUAGUUGCCAGGCGAGAAUUCCGAGUGAGUAAAUGUCUGAACU
Diachasma alloeum is the source of this 652-nucleotide messenger RNA. Its product is annotated as U6 snRNA-associated Sm-like protein LSm5. The transcript has 3 exons. The record is from RefSeq and is a predicted model, not a curated record. NCBI's taxonomy places the organism in Eukaryota, Metazoa, Arthropoda, Insecta, Hymenoptera, Braconidae. Bases 1 to 276 code for a protein of 91 amino acids. Gene Ontology annotation, biological process: mRNA splicing, via spliceosome. Gene Ontology annotation, cellular component: Lsm1-7-Pat1 complex; U4/U6 x U5 tri-snRNP complex; U6 snRNP. Gene Ontology annotation, molecular function: RNA binding.